This is a messenger RNA of Pecten maximus, 4489 nucleotides long. Its product is annotated as sodium/potassium/calcium exchanger 4-like. Gene Ontology annotation, cellular component: membrane. Gene Ontology annotation, molecular function: calcium, potassium:sodium antiporter activity; calcium channel activity. The record is from RefSeq and is a predicted model, not a curated record. Bases 111 to 1916 code for a protein of 601 amino acids. Gene Ontology annotation, biological process: calcium ion transmembrane transport; intracellular calcium ion homeostasis. Lineage: Eukaryota; Metazoa; Mollusca; Bivalvia; Pectinida; Pectinidae. The transcript has 18 exons.
CGUGUAUCGAUCUCGUGGAGUCGGUAGAUGACGUCUCGGCACACUCACUUGGCUGCUCUGCCGAGCGCACGGACGGACGAGUGGCGGUUCCCCGACACACCCUGACCAUCAUGACAACCAAUGUAUCCUAUGGAGGCCUUUCGGUAGACACAACAGACAAGUCCAAAGAUGAUUCCGUCCCCAUGGUAACGAGUGAAUACAUUACAAUAUCGGCCGCCAUGAACCACCUAACAACAACUAUAAUGUCCGCUGUUACCAACGCAACUAAUAUUAGCAACAUCGUCCAUAAUAUCACAGUGGUGGAGGAGAGCAAAGUUAUCUGUACACCGCCAGCGUACCACGAAUUUCCUCCAGAUGCCUUUAACAACUUUCAAAGAGCUCACGGAGCCAUCUUUUUCCACCUUAUACUCGUCGUAUACAUGUUCAUCGCCCUCGCCAUCGUGUGUGACGAGUACUUCGUCACGUCUCUAGACAAGAUUUGUCAGAAACUUGGCAUGAGUGAAGAUGUAGCUGGGGCAACCUUCAUGGCGGCUGGAAGUUCAGCGCCGGAACUCUUUACCGCCAUUAUCGGUGUGUUCAUCACCAAAGGAGACGUUGGGAUCGGUACGAUAGUGGGCUCGGCUGUCUUCAAUAUCCUCUUUGUUAUAGGCGUGUGUGGGGUUCUUGUAGGCGAGGUGAUCACGCUGUCCUGGUGGUCUCUGUGUCGAGACUCUGUCUACUACGCGUUUGCCGUCGUUGUUCUCAUACUGGUGGUGUGUGAUGGGAAAGUCACGUGGUAUGAAUCGGUCAUCAUGCUGGUGCUUUACGUAUUGUAUAUCGUAAUCAUGCGUUUUAACAUCCACAUUCAAGCAUGGGUAACAAAGAAGUUAGAUCGGAUUGUACAAUCUAAUAUUCUUCCAAUGAAUGGUACUGCCAAGACCUUUCAGGGUGAUUACGAGGUGUUUACUGACGAUGACGAUGAUGUAUUCAUGAAAACUUCAGAAAAUCAGGUGUCGCGACGAGAAACGGAGAUGCCGCCCGAUGAAUACGCCAAAAGUACGCAGAUCAAGCCUGGGUUCAUCGAUUUUAUCUGGCGGCUAAUGAUGAUGAAGCGAUUUAAGCCAAAGACGAGGUUUAUGGCGGCGGCAUACUUAAUCCUAUCUUAUAGACGGCGUAUGCUGCAGGAUGAGGCCUAUAUAAAGAGACAACAGUUCCGUAAAAUGGCUCAUAAGUCUAGUGUUAUUUCCUAUACUCGCACGAUAAGGGGCUGGUUUAAUGUGACGCUCGAAGGAGACGACUAUGAUUGGUGGAGAAAAGUUCCUAAUAUAGAGGAAGGUAUUUGGAAUUAUGCAAAGUGGGCCACGCAGUACCCUAUUCGCACUCUAUUGUAUUAUACGAUACCAGACUGUCGUAAAGAGAGAUGGGACCACUGGUUUAUGGGCACGUUUGUCUUAUCAAUAGUGUGGAUCGCACUCUUCUCCUACGUAAUGGUGUGGAUGGUAACUGUUAUCGGUUAUACUCUGAGCAUCCCCGAUAGCGUAAUGGGUAUCACAUUCCUGGCGGCCGGUACUAGCAUCCCUGACGCUAUGGCUAGCGUGUUCGUGGCUAAACAAGGUCUGGGUGAUAUGGCAGUUUCCAACCUGCUAGGCAGCAAUGUGUUUGAUAUUCUGCUAGGCCUUUCCUUGCCAUGGUUCCUAAAGACAGGGGUAGCGUAUGCUGGGACUACGGUCCACAUAAACAGUAACGGGAUGCUAUACUCAAUAUUUCUUUUAUUUCUUACAGUUAUAGUAACAAUCGGAGUCCUUAAGUACACCGGAUGGAGGUUGAACAGAUUCGUUGGAGUGAUAUGCCUUUUUGUAUAUGCCAUAUAUUUGUUAUUUUCUGUAAUGAUAGAGUGCAAUGUGUUCGGGUUCGUCAAUCCUCCAAUGUGUGUAUGAUGAAUACGGCGUAAUUUGAGGUAUAGUUUCCAUAGCAACCGUAUGUAUACUGUCUCCAUUGGGAUCAUUCAAAGGCAGUUGAAGAAGGCGACUUUACGAAGGAGAGCUCGGUAGGGCUUCGGAAAUAUAUAAAGAAGUCGAUAAAACUCUACGACCUUAUAUACUGAGGUGAAAUCUGCUUUUGCAGUUAUCAUUUAGAAAAGCUGAAAAUCGAAGGUGAUGUUAAAAAGGGAAGGUUAAUUUUAGGAAAACUACAUCAUUUAUGCCAGGUUUCAUGUGAGGUGGUUGUCACUUUCUCACAGGUUACCUAUAACAGUAACACAAAUCUAGCCUACUGGCCCUUAUGCCAAAGCUCAACUCUUUUAAGACUUUAUAUCGUAUUCCAUUGAAAUUGCGUAAGAUUUUGUACUUGUAUUCAGUUUCAUUUGAAAAUAUUUCACAUUUACCCACAUCUUUUUUGUUCAUCCAAGUUUGUAGAACGAGUCCAUGAUUCUAAUAAAAUGUGUAUAUACCACAACUGUCAGCUACGGACAUCGUAUAAAAGAAUUGGCUCCAUCUUUGUAUCUAUUCUAAAACAGGACAUUUCCGUCCAUUACGUUUCUUAACUUUGAAAAAAAGUGAUAUGCAUAACUGUUUAUGAUUUAUCGGUAAGAACACCUGGGUAUAUUUAUUAUUAAAAGACUAUCAAACAUUUUAGAGAAUACAGCGGUUUACGUAGUUAAGUGUUUGUCUAGUGAGCCACGAUACAUUUGAUCCCUUUUGUUAAUCAACUGUGGUUUGUUAAUUAAGGUCUUCGAUAUACAUGUUUACAUUUAUUCUGACAACAUGCAUACACUAUGUACAGGAUUUAAUAUCCAUUGAAAGCUCAUAAUGCAAUAUACGUCAUCUUAGUUAUAAUUUUAUAACUCCAUUCAUUUUUUAAAACACUAUUUCUAUCUUUGGCAUUUCCAAUGUUAUCUAGUUCAUACUUAAAUGAUUUAACUGUCACUCUGCCCUCCCCGUUCGAUAGGAGAUUACUGUCACUCUACCCACCCCGUUCGAUAGGAGGUUACUGUCACUCUGCCCUCCCCGUUCCAUAGGAGGUUACUGUCACUCUGCCCACACCGUUCGAUAGGAGGUUACUGUCACUCUGCCCACACCGUUCGAUAGGAGGUUAUUAUACACAUCAACCAUGCGCUGUGUGAAGGAAUAUAAGAGAUACCAACCUGUCUAAUUCAGCAUGAGAUUAUAGGCCAGUGGUCGGUGGUGUCCACCGCAAAAAGACUGGAGACAUAUAUAUUACUAUGUCGGCAAUGGCAUCGUCCGCCCAGAGGCUUCCGUGCGAUAACUUAAGUUCCCUCGGUCUGAUGAAACUCAAAAUUCAUCCAGAUCUUCCUUAAUAAAAGUGCUUGCUUGGGAUUGCUUUUAAGCUCGAUAGAUCGAAGGUUAAGAUCGCUGUUAUUGAAAAAAAGAAAAUUCGUUUCCUUGUGAUAACUCAAAUUGCUUUUGUCCCAUCAAACUCAAUUUUCACGCAGUUUUUCUUUACCACAAGUGCUUGUAUUGGAUUGUUUUUACUGAUCCAAAGGUCAAAGUCACUGUUACUGUAUCUUUACCACCCGAAUAUCUGAACAGGCGAUACCUCCACUGCUGUGGUAUUCCUGUUUACAAUAGUUGUUUUUUUGCAGUCAUUUAUGUACGCUAUGACCGUAAAUAAAACAAUAAGCCUUACAUAAUAAAUAUACUAUAACAAUAUAACAAAACAUAAUUAGUAAUUAGCACUACUUAUUGUGUAAGUAUACAAAGUACAUUGUAUCUUAUUUUGUUAAUGUUACGUUUUGUAUAGAUUAACUACAUUACCAGUACACGACAGAGUUAUAGAUGAUAUCAUCAUCACGCCUUUUUACAAUCACUCUCAGUCUACCGUGUUCUGUGAGUAAUUUCGUCUGAUUACCGGCUCAGUCUCUGGGGGUUCCUAUUGUGGUGAGUACUUAGUUAGUAUUCCUCAAUAUGUCUGUAAUUGUUGCAGGACAGGUUCAAUCAUAUAUAAACAAAUCUUAUUAGAAUUUAUUCUCAACGAGAUUGUCUAUUUCUUGUUGGAAUGUACAUCUUAAAGAAACACGGGGAUAUAGAACCUGAAUUGUUCUGAAUUAAAACUACAUUUGUAAACGAAAUAUUCGAUCGAAAUAAGAGCAUAAUUACUGGGGUAUUGGAUGUGGAAUUAUAUUUCAUAGUCGCCUGGAUACUCACUGAUAAACGACCACACAUAUCACAUGGUAUAGUUAUGAAGUUAUCAGUCCAGACGCUGUGCAAUCGCAAGUCUGUAAUGGUGCUUCUGUACUUUUUAUUUUAUUUUUUCAUUGUAAUCUCUUAUUCUUCUGAUUAUUAUGUUACCAUUACAUUUUGUAGGUUUAGAGAUUUUUCUGGAAAAGUUUGAUAUCCUUUCCACUUUCCUCUUACCGCUACAAUCACAAGUGUUUAAUAUUAUAUAUGCGCAAUAUCUGGCAUUAUUGUCAUAGUUAGAUAGAAUAUGAUGGCUGUUAUGUAAUAAUUUAUGAUGAAAGUAGAAAAGUGCAUUAAAAAACAUCAACACAGAU